CAGGGCGGCGAUGACGCUGCCAGCCUGAGCAACAGCCAUGGGGGUCUGCCCGGCUCCACGUCCAGCUCGGAGCUCAGCCAGCAAGUGGAGGCGUUCAGAGGUCUCACCCCGGGGCUGCCUGGCCAGGUGCUGACCUCCCUGGAGCUGAAGGUUGAGAAACAAGAAAAAGACGAGAUGCACGAUAACCUCUCUGAUGACAAAUCGGAUGACGAGAGCGACGGAAGAGACAUGAGGACACCUAGAACAAGCCUGCGCACCAGCAGCAUCACUGAAGAUGAGGACCUGAACCCAGAGCAGAAGGCCGAGCGCGAGCGCGAGAGGAGGAUGGCCAACAACGCUCGAGAACGCCUGAGGGUUCGAGACAUCAACGAGGCCUUCAAGGAGCUGGGCCGCAUGUGUCAGCUGCACUUGAAGAGUGAGAAGCCCCAGACGAAGCUCCUCAUCCUCCACCAGGCCGUGGCCGUCAUCCUCAGCUUGGAGCAGCAAGUCAGAGGUCAGUGCGGCGAAAUGAAG
Messenger RNA from Nematolebias whitei (Rio pearlfish), 513 nucleotides. RefSeq names its product transcription factor XE1.1-like. Gene Ontology annotation, biological process: regulation of transcription by RNA polymerase II. The transcript is spliced from 3 exons. The record is from RefSeq and is a predicted model, not a curated record. Lineage: Eukaryota; Metazoa; Chordata; Actinopteri; Cyprinodontiformes; Rivulidae. Gene Ontology annotation, cellular component: transcription regulator complex. The annotation marks the transcript as partial. Gene Ontology annotation, molecular function: RNA polymerase II cis-regulatory region sequence-specific DNA binding; protein dimerization activity; DNA-binding transcription factor activity, RNA polymerase II-specific.